AUGUCUGACUUGGCUUUCAAUAACUAUUGUUUAACUUGUGAUAAGUUGUGUUCUCAGAAUUCAAUUUAUUGUUCUGAAGAAUGUAAAUCUGUUGAUGAAUACAACGCGGUUAAUAUAAUAGCUAAACAACAACAACAUCAUGAAUCAUCUGGUUCUCAUCUGAGAAACAAUUCUGCAUCUACUAUCACCUCAGACAACUUGGUAUCUCCAUUAUUGACUCCAGCAUUAUAUCAACAUACUAGCAAUUCAUAUUUGGAUAUUAAUUCAUCACCAUUAUUAUUAUCUACUGUUAGUUCAAGUAAUACUCAACCAAGUAAAGAUUUAGAUUACUUUGAUUUGAAUUAUUCAGUUAAUUCAAAAACUAAUUAUACUUUAGCAUCAUCAAAUUCUGAUAUUAUGAGUACCAUUCCUUCCACUUCCCAUAAUUAUAGAAAGUGGUUGACUGCGUGUUUAUGA
Scheffersomyces coipomensis is the source of this 456-nucleotide messenger RNA. RefSeq lists its product as uncharacterized. The transcript has a single exon. Bases 1 to 456 code for a protein of 151 amino acids. Lineage: Eukaryota; Fungi; Ascomycota; Pichiomycetes; Serinales; Debaryomycetaceae. The record is from RefSeq and is a predicted model, not a curated record.